This is a messenger RNA of Arachis duranensis, 1146 nucleotides long. RefSeq lists its product as uncharacterized. The transcript has a single exon. NCBI's taxonomy places the organism in Eukaryota, Viridiplantae, Streptophyta, Magnoliopsida, Fabales, Fabaceae. The record is from RefSeq and is a predicted model, not a curated record. Bases 1 to 1146 code for a protein of 381 amino acids.
AUGGGAAACCCUUCUAGAAACUCCAACAAUAAUCCCUAUUCGAAUACUUUCAAUCAGGAAUGGAGGAACUACCCCAAUUUCGGAUGGAGAGACCAGCAGAUGCCUCAACAAGGCAUCAAUAAUAAUCAAAAUGGAAUGAACCAAAAUCGGUUCAAUAAUAAACCAUUCAAAACUUCUCAGCAACAAUUGGAGACACCCAGGCAAAGUCUCUCUGACUUGGCUGCUAUAGUCUCCAACCUCUCAAAGACCACUCACAGUUUCAUAAUAGAGACUAGGUUCUCCAUUAGGAACCUGGAAAUACAGAUUGGUCAACUGAGCAAGAGGAUCCCAAAGAUCCCUUCUAAUACUCUUUCGGGUAACACGGAAGUGAAUCCAAAGAAAGAGUGCAAGGCCCUCACUAUAGAGGUUUUGACCGAACCCAAGGAGGAGCCUAUUAUUGAAGAGCUCAAACAAAUCAGAGCUCAUGAGGAGACUGAUGGUAUCACCUUGCAGGCCCCUUUGCUGGAAGAGGAAUCUGAAGAAUACUCUUCUUCAGAAGAGGAUGAGGAAUCCAAGAAAGAACAAAUUGCUCGGUACCUAGCCAUUCUCAGGAAACUGAAAGCCAACUCCUCUUAUAAAGAGGCAUUGGAAGAGGAAGAUGAGCCAGUGAUACUGGCCAAGGAGUGCAAUGCCUUGGUUCAGAAGAAACUUCCUCAGAAGCCACCGGAUCCCGGAAGCUUCCUGAUUCCCUGUACUAUAGGGACCAUCACCUUUGUGAAGGCAUUAUGUGACCUUGGCUCAAGCAUCAAUCUGAUGACUCUAUCUAUAAUUAAGAGGCUAGGAAUUCUAGAGGUGCAGCGUGCCACAAUCUCAUUGGAGAUGGCUGAUAAGACCUUAAAAAGGGCAUAUGGCAUGGUGGAGGAUGUCCUAGUGAAGGUUAAAGACCUUCACAUCCCUGCUGCCUUUGUGAUUCUAAACACAGGGGAGGAUAGAGAUGAGUCUAUCAUCCUUGGAAGGCCUUUCCUAGCCACUGAUAAGGCCAUAAUUAAUGUGGAAAGAGUUGAGCUAGUCUUAAGACUACUUGAGGACUAUAUCUUUUUCACGAUACCCAACCCUCAAUCUCCCUUUGACAGAACUAGUACCAUAGUACAACACAUUGUAUUUUAG